Molecule: messenger RNA, 438 nt
Organism: Temnothorax curvispinosus
Lineage: Eukaryota; Metazoa; Arthropoda; Insecta; Hymenoptera; Formicidae
Product: histone-lysine N-methyltransferase, H3 lysine-79 specific-like
Exons: 2
Coding region: 1-438 (145 amino acids)
Source: RefSeq, a predicted model, not a curated record
AUGGAGUGCAAGGGGAAAAAAAUAAUAGAAGCGGUGGAAGAGAUUGUGGAAGAAAAAGUAAAAAAGAUGCUGAGGAAGGUGAAAGAGGAUGGUUUGAAGGUAAAGGUGGAAAUAAGAGAGGUGAGAGUGAUUGGCCAGAGAGGGGUCUGGUUGACGAUAUUAGUAAAUCUGGGGGAUGAGGAGAAGAAAUGGCGGGUGCUGGAGGCAAAGAGGAGAGCAGGGAACAGUAUAGGAGUGAAGAUGGAUGAGGACAAAAUGGUGGAGAGGAGAGAUAGGGAGAGAAAAGAGAAAAAAAGAAGACUAGAAAGGAGGAGGGAAGAUUUCAGGAGCGCAGGAAGAUCCGAGGAGGAUGAGAUCGCCAGAGGGAUGGAGGAGAAGCUCCUCAUGAGCUCUGACGAGGAAAAGGAGGAUAAGAGGAAAAGAGAAUGGGCCAAGUAG